AUGUCCGCCUACGUGUCGUCGACGCCGCUGGAGGCCCGCGUUGCGCGGUGCGCGAGCCUGCGCGCGACGAACGCUGUGCCCGUUGUGGUGGAGGAGGCGCAGGCGCGCGGCGGCAAGGCGCACUUCAGCGCGCUGGCGCGCGAGACAACGGCUGCGCAGCUCGUGGCUGCCGUGCGCGCCUUCCGCGGCGUGGCGGCGAAUAAGCCGGUGACGCUGACGGUUGCCGGCUGCAGCGUGUCGCCGUCGGCGACGCUCGGCGAGCUGCACGACGCGUGCAAGCAGGCGGACGACGGCAUGCUGUACGUUGCCUACACGGCGGAGCGCUCCAUGGGUGCUGCAACGUGGAAGCCCUGCGGCUCCUGCUCGUGGGACUAG
This is a messenger RNA of Leishmania braziliensis MHOM/BR/75/M2904, 375 nucleotides long. RefSeq names its product putative ATG8/AUT7/APG8/PAZ2 (gene ATG8C.3). Lineage: Eukaryota; Euglenozoa; Kinetoplastea; Trypanosomatida; Trypanosomatidae. The record is from RefSeq and is a predicted model, not a curated record. The coding region runs from base 1 to 375 and encodes 124 amino acids. The transcript has a single exon.